AUGAAUACAAACGGCCGAGGCGCUCCAGACAGCUCCCAAUCCCAAGCUCGGUCAACCCAUGUCGACAAUGCCCCCAACUUGCCCGCGCCGAUCUCCGAUUUCAAAAUCCGCCUCGAGCUCUUUUCCACCAAGAUACCCAACUUUUACGUAGCACCUCUCUGCGGAGCCAGUGCUGGCAUGGCUUCUGGGAUUGUCACAUGCCCUCUUGAUGUUAUCAAAACGAAGCUUCAAGCCCAGGGCGGGUUUCGGCGGGGAGCAAAGCAAGUUGCCUCGGGGAUGCUAUAUCGUGGCUUGCUUGGAAGCGGAAGGAAGAUUUGGCGAGAAGAUGGCAUUCGCGGUCUCUACCAGGGACUAGGUCCAAUGUUGCUGGGAUAUCUCCCCACGUGGGCUGUUUAUCUAGCAGUCUAUGACCGUGCUCGUGAAUACUUCUAUGACAAGACAGGAAACUGGUGGUUAUCCCGCGGCUAUGCUUCGGUCACGGCCGGUGCAUGUUCAACGGUUGUGACGAACCCUAUUUGGGUCAUCAAAACUAGGCUCAUGUCACAAAGCAUUAAACAAAACAGCGAAGGAGUGCGAGCCCCUUGGCAAUACAAAGGCACAUGGGAUGCUGCUCGAAAGAUGUAUCAAAUUGAGGGCCUUCGCUCCUUCUAUUCUGGCCUCACCCCGGCUCUGCUGGGACUGACACAUGUGGCCAUUCAAUUCCCACUUUACGAAUAUCUAAAAAUGACGUUCACGGGCUCUGGUAUCGGUGAACACCAGGAGGAUGGGAGCUCACACUGGGCUGGAAUAUCCGCUGCCACUUUCCUCAGCAAGAUCUGUGCCAGCACAAUCACGUACCCGCACGAGGUUUUGCGGACACGACUCCAAACACAGCAACGGGGUGUUCCGGCGCAAUCCCACGAAGAGAUCGCAUUCCGCGGCGGAUUGAAACAUCCACAUGACCGCGGCCGGUCGGGUGGCAUAUCCUCGUCAGAUGGAAUGCCCAGCCGCCCACGGUACAAUGGCGUUAUACGCACGUUCCAAACAAUCCUCAAGGAGGAGGGAUGGCAUGCGUUUUACUCAGGGAUCGGCGUCAACCUAUUCCGGGCCGUUCCGGCUGCUAUGACCACCAUGCUCACCUACGAAUACCUGCGGCGGCAGAUCGGUGAUUUGCAGCAUGCCGGUGCUCUGAGGCUCCAGGCGGAAGAAGAAGCUGCGCGAUCUAUUUGA
This is a messenger RNA of Penicillium roqueforti, 1209 nucleotides long. RefSeq lists its product as uncharacterized. Gene Ontology annotation, biological process: pyrimidine nucleotide import into mitochondrion. The transcript has 2 exons. The coding region runs from base 1 to 1209 and encodes 402 amino acids. Gene Ontology annotation, molecular function: pyrimidine nucleotide transmembrane transporter activity. The record is from RefSeq and is a predicted model, not a curated record. NCBI's taxonomy places the organism in Eukaryota, Fungi, Ascomycota, Eurotiomycetes, Eurotiales, Aspergillaceae. Gene Ontology annotation, cellular component: mitochondrion.